CCUCAACUUAUCUAUAUUAAUCAGGAGGGCCAGAGGGAAUGAGGAGAGGAAAACUAUUGAGGAACUUAGGAGAAAGGGUGAAGAAGGAGGUAGGGAAUGGUAUAAAUUUUUAAGAGGAGAGGAAGGUAGUAAAGUAGACCAUGUAGAAGAGUUAGUAGUGAAUGGAAGGAGAAUUAGGGAAAGGGAGGAAAUGAUUAGAGAGAUAGAAGAGUAAUGGAAAACUAUUGGAGGAGUGAAUGAGCCAGCUAGGAACUUAGGAAACAUCACUCUAGGUAGGAAAAUAGAGGAAGGAAUGAAUGAAGAGAUCAGUAUGGAGGAGAUUGAGAGGUAUGUGAAGAAACUAAAGAUAGGUAAGGCUCCGGGUAUCGAUGGGAUUCUGAAUGAAUUUUACAGAGAGGGUGGUCGAGGAGUGAUUGAGGGGCUGCAUGAGUUGUUUGGAAGGAUCUGGAGGGAUGAAAGAGUGCCUGCAACCUGGAAUGAAAGUAGAGUGACACUUAUGCAUAAAGGAGGUAGUAAAAGUAGUAAGGAAAUUAGGAACUAUAGACCAAUAGCAGUGUGUGAUUCAGUGUGUAAGAUAUUCUGUGGUGUGUUGAAUGAAAGACUGAGUGAAGUGAUAGAAAGAAAUAGGGUAAUGGGUGAGGAACAGAAUGGGUUUAGGAAGUAUAGAAGAGGUGAGGAUAACAUGUAUGUAGUAAAUGAAGUGAUAGGGAGAGCGAGAAAGGAUGGUAGGAAGAAGUAUUUAGCUUUUCUAGACAUAGAGAAGGCUUAUGAUAGAGUAGAUAGGAGAAUGCUGUGCAAGGUAUUAGAAAAAGUUGGGGUGAGUGAGAAGAUAGUGAGAAUCAUUAGGAGUAUGUAUGAGAAUACAAGAGCGGUGUUUAGUAUGGGGGAUCUGGUGACUGGAUGGGUGAGUAAUGAGAGAGGAGUGAGACAAGGCUGCGUUCUUUCCCCUUUACUAUUUGGCCUAUAUGUGGAGGAGAUGGCAGCGAGAAUGAGGCGAACAGGAUUAGGAGUGAAAGUGGGGAAUGAUUUGCUGAGCAUUCUCCUGUAUGCAGAUGAUGUGGUGGUCCUUAGCGAGCACCAUGCAGAGCUGCAGGAUGCUGAAUGCUGUGAGUGAGUAUGGAAGGAUUUUGACGUUAGAUUCAGCCGGGAGAAGAGUAAAGUAUUAGUAGUAAAUGGGGAUGCGUUAGACAAGGACAGGACAUUGAUGUUGGGUGGGAAGGAAAUAGGAAGAACAAAGGAGUACAAGUAUCUGGGUAUUUGGCUGGAUGAAAGAGGGUGUGAAAGGACCAAGCAGGAAAGAAUAGCACGGACUAACCAAUGGGUGGGGAGGCUAGGUAGUGUAGCACGGUGCAGGGCAAAUAAGUAUGAGGUAGUUAGAGGACUAUGGAAGGGAGUAGCUAUCCCCAGCAUCAUGUAUGGUUUAGAAACAACAGUGUGGACUAGGAAAGACCUGAAUAGGCUAGAGGUGCUGCAGAACAUGACAGGCAGGAUAGCGUUAGGUGCCAACAGGUAUGUGACAGUGGAGGCGAUCAGAGGAGAUAUGGGAUGGAGUACAUUUAGAGAAAGGUUAGCUAAGGCAGUGUUGAGGUAUAGGGUUAGACUGCAGAGGAUGGAUGGGAGUAAAUGGACAAAAAAGGUGUACGAAUGGAACGUGUAUGGACAGUGGGCACAGGAGUCGUUUAAUUUAGAAAUUUGGAUGGGUGAAAUAGGAAUGCUUGUUAGAAGAACCAUAGGACAUGGAAGUGUAGAUGCGAGUAAGAGAGAAAUCAAUAGGCGUGUGGAAGAGAAAGGAAAAGCAGAGUGGAGGAGGGGGAUGAGUGAGAAGACAACGCUAGAAUGGUAUCGGAGAAAGGACCGGCCUAGGUGUGAAAGUUUUUAUGAUGGGAGCCGCGGGGGGGACCUGCUGUUCAGAGCCAGGACCAAGUCCCUGGAGGUGAACAGCAGAGUGUAUAGGUGGAAGGAUGGAGGAAGCAAGGUGUGUGAGGUAUGCGAGAGAGGUGUGGAUGAGACAGUAGAACACUUGAUGCUGGAGUGUGAAGAGUAUGGGUGUGCAAGAGACAGGAUGUUAGGUGUAGUGACAGAAGAGAUAGGAGUAGAAGCAUGUAGUGAGAUGAGAGAAAGGAAUGCUAGGGAAUGGAUGGAGUACCUGCUGGGGUUGUGUGUUGAGAGACAGGUAAAUGGUCGGGUGAUUGAGGGUGUGAAAGAUUUCUUUGAGAGUGCCUGGAGGGAACGUAUGAGAAUGAUUGAAAGGCAGGGACCCCUCAGGGACAGGGAUGGGGAUGGGGAACAGGUGCGAAUGUGAUGAAUGAUGAGGGAGGGGGGAGGGAGGGAAAGCUUUAAUGCUUCAGACUUCCUGCCCCGCUCUUCCAUUUCCAGGUGUGUAUGGGAGAACGCCGAUCCAAAGGCUACACCGACAGCAAGUGCUGGGUGACUCCCAACUCGAGCUCAAGCUCAAGAUGCAAGUACUGACGACGCCGCGAAGAGAGGACGUGUGUGACUCCGCUCCUGCUUUUUGAAGAGUUUUUUUCCUGGAUCUCGCAAGAAGUGAGUUGAAUGCUGCACCUGUACGAUUCAUGGGACAGCUGUGUGGUGGUGGUGGUGGUGGUGGUAAUGGUGGUGGGUUCAGUGCCAUGGCACCACCUCUUCACACGUUGGCCGCCGGUGUGCUAACUUCUCCCUCAGUGUGAUGGUUGUGACUCAUCUGAUGGACAUGUCUCCUGCUGUGCUCCUGUCCCUCACAGCCCUCCAUCCAGGUGGUGCCAGAUGUUGGAGAGUCGGUCAUAUAUCCCGAUACUGUGUUGCUUCAGAGCGCUGUGCCUGGUGUUCAAAGCCUCACGACUGCCGCAGCUGCCCGCACCGUGGUCCCCCACUACUACCGUCGCCCGCUGCGGAGGGACGAGCUGAGCGACCAACAUCGCCUCCAAUAGAACUCACUUCCAAAUGGCGCUGUCCUCGUUGCCAGGAGCCUGGUGUCAGUGUGUGACACGGUUGCUCAAGACGCCCACCACCAGUUCCAUCAUCGUCACUCUCUCGGCCCACGCUAUCCACGCAAGCAUCUGCUGAUGGACCAUCAGGUUCAACUGCUACCACUUCACCACCACAGGUACAAGCUCUUCGCAGCGUUGUGGAUGAAUUGAAGACUCGCUGUAACUCCCUUGAAGCGCGUCUGGACACCAUUGAAGCUCGACUGGCCAGCCUUAUCACCAAUCAAGCCAGCGUGGAGGAACGGCUCACCUUGCUGGUGGACGCACAACAAACGGUCCUCACUUCCAUCUCAGCAACACAGGAAAGGUUUGGUAAAUUAAGAGUCACGCAUUGAUUAAUUUAGCAGUGCCUUUAGUCCCUCUCGUACCGUUUCUCAGAUUACCACUCGUCCUCUCUCAGACACUCGUAAAUUAAAAAAACAUGCUCUUCGACAAUAGGGUUUCAUUAGAUAUCAUAUCUUGGAAUGCAUGUGGAAUAACCCGCCUUUGACAAGCUUGCUACCCUUCAGAGUUAUGUGUAUCGCUUCCACCCACAAGUUAUCUUCAUUCAUAGGAGGGCCUCGACACGACAGAGAGGCUCCUGUGUUGACAAGCUAUGUCUCCUAUGUCCACCACGCAAGAAAUGGGCUUAUUACUUACCUCCACUCAUCCGUACAACAUAAACUACUACGUUGUUCUACUGACGUUGACACUACUUUUCAGCUUUUUUAAUUAACUCUUGGAGCUGGUCAGAUACAAAUAUGUAAUGUUUAUUGUGCUCCUGCCGUCCUAGUCACUGCUUCUUUUUCACCACCAGCAGGUCAAGGAAUGCUUUACAUGGGUGACUUUAAUGCUCGUCAUCAGGAAUUUAGUGACGCCGCCUCAACACCUAACACCAAUGGACGCCGUCUUCUCCAGUACGUACGUAGUAACCACCUCACACGCUGGCCUACUGGUGGAGCGACGCAUGCUCGAGGAGGGACGCUCGAUCACCUCUUCACGUCUGGUCUGGCGGCAACCCGUGUCAACUGUUCUUCCAUCCCUUGUCUCUUCUCGGAUCACGUUGCCCUCAAGUUUCACUACUCUCUGCCAGCAGGUCCAGAAUCUGUCCACCAUCGUCCAUACAUAGCCUAUAUGACAGCCUAUCUUCCACAGUUUGAUCUCCGGUCUCCAGACUCGCUGUAUUCUUCACUUGUGAAAGCUACACAUGAUUUCUAUAAUCUAUAUGUUUCUAGGCCUCACAUCCAAGUGACCACAGAGAGCCUUUUCCUGGACUCUUGAUGAGUACAUUCUUCAAGCUGAGAGGACAGCAGUGGAAGCUGGUCUACGGUUCCAACAAGAUCCAACAGCUGAGAAUCUGCGCCAGUAUGAAGUCUCCAGGGAUGAAAUGGUAGGUCUCCAGAAAUGUGCGAGGACGGACUCUUGGAAGAAGCUCACUGACAACAUCAACCAUCAGACGAGUGUGGGAACCAUGUGGCAGCUGAUUAGGAGGGUCAUCAAAAUGAAGCCUGCCAGUGCGCUUCAUCACAAUCCGGGUGAGUACGCUCAGGAACUCCUUGAUGUCUGGGCUGCCCAGUCUAGUGUCAGCAGUCUCCCUGAAGAUGUCCAGGAAGCGCUUUCUGUCAGGGAAGACUACCGAGCCGUCCGUCUGAUGCAGGCAUUGCUGGACAAAGAUGAUGAUAAAGACACACUCAUCACAUAGGACGAACUGCGCCGGGCUCUUGCUAGAGGUAAAGCCACAACACCAGGGGAUGAUGGCACAACUUAUUCUGUCCUCAGAUUGCUGCAUCGAGUGCCUGGAAAUCCUCUACUGCAGCUAUAUAAUCUUUGCUACCGUCAGGGAUCUGUGUCUGCUUCCUGGACCAAGAGUACGAUCAUCCCCAUCCCCAAACCAAGUACCCACAAAUUUCAGGUCAGUUUCAUUAACAUCAUGUUUCAGCAAAGUACUGCUGCCCAGUCUCCUGUACCGGCUGGAAGAUGUACUCUCGUCUCGACUGUUCGGCUUCCUGCCACAGCGCAGCACCCGCCACUGCCUGGCUGAGCUAUACACGCGCCUCUCCUCCAGCAGUAUAGUUACCUUCAUCGACCUCAAGAGCGCGUUCGACACUGCAAACCGGGAUAUAAUUCUUGACUAGUUGGUAGAGUUUGGCAUCAAAAGGCGAGUAUUGAAGUGGAUACGGGCAUAUUUAAGCAACAGAAAGUCUCGGGUCUCAAAGAGGCCUACAGUUCCACCAAGAGUUUUAAUUUGGGGACUCUGCAGGGAGGAGUACCGAGUCCUUUUUAAUUUAACACCUGUAUGCACCGUUUGAUCUCCCUCUUGCCUGACACUCCAGGAAUUACAGUCACGUGUUAUGCCGAUGAUGUCUGCAUUCAUUCUCACUUUCCAGAUGACCUCCAGCAUUAUCUUCACUCCUUCCAUGCAGCUGCUGCGGCCAGUGGUCUUGUCAUCUCGAAGUGCUCAUCAUGUCGGUUCGCUUUGGUGGUGCAGAGAUGAAGGAAGAGUGUGGCUCUAUCUUGCACCUUCAACACCACCAAGCCAUCACUACACAGACACCACCACCACCACUACCAUUACUGCUGUUCUUAAACGUUAAUGGUAUUCUGUAAGUAAUUUGUGUAUAUGAUAGCCUAUAAUGGGUCUUUAAUGGUGUUUUCAAGAGUACAUGGCUAGUCUGAUAAG
Molecule: messenger RNA, 5643 nt
Organism: Portunus trituberculatus (swimming crab)
Lineage: Eukaryota; Metazoa; Arthropoda; Malacostraca; Decapoda; Portunidae
Exons: 4
Coding region: 1205-2302 (365 amino acids)
Source: RefSeq, a predicted model, not a curated record